Messenger RNA from Fusarium coffeatum, 1035 nucleotides. RefSeq lists its product as uncharacterized. Bases 1 to 1035 code for a protein of 344 amino acids. Gene Ontology annotation, cellular component: inositol phosphoceramide synthase complex. Gene Ontology annotation, molecular function: inositol phosphoceramide synthase activity. Lineage: Eukaryota; Fungi; Ascomycota; Sordariomycetes; Hypocreales; Nectriaceae. Gene Ontology annotation, biological process: inositol phosphoceramide metabolic process; sphingolipid biosynthetic process. The record is from RefSeq and is a predicted model, not a curated record. The transcript has 3 exons.
AUGGUUGUAGCUUCAAAGAAUGUGGUGGAGCCAGUGUUCAUUGUCCUGGCUUUCACAGCAGGAUGUCUCGUCAACAGAAGACGGGAAACUCAAGCUUCAUACAAUGAAUCCUCGGAAGAUAUUGAGAAUGGUCAGAGAUACGUCGACUCGCCGCCUCUGAAGCCGGCUCUACUUCAACAAAGUGAACGACCUACGCGCAAAGCUCCAAACUUUCUCUUCGUUCUUCUAUCACGCUUCUUCAACACUUUUCCAUUUUUAAUAGAGAUUUGGUAUUGGAAUUUGACAUACUGGAUAUAUCAAGGUCUCCGAGCAGUUUCAGCCAGGACAAUCGCAGGCAAUGAAGCUGUCUUCAACCGCGCACGAGAUCACGCUCUCCAAAUCCUCUAUGUUGAAUCAACUUUUGGUCUUGAUAUCGAGCAGCGUUUCCAGUCGUAUAUAAUGCAUCAACAAUCAUGGCUUAUGCCCAUCCUCGCCAAGGUCUACUACUCACAUAUCAGCGUUGGCAUUCUCUUCCUAAUCUACGUAUAUACUUAUCUCCCGCCUUCUACAUUCCAACGAAUUCGUCGUACGAUCGCUGCUGACAAUGCAAUCGCUUUUGUUAUUGUUACCUUUUGGCGCUGUUCACCUCCGCGUCUACUACCUCCCGAGUAUGGAUUCGUCGAUGUUCUUCACAGUAAAGCUGGCGGUUCUAAUGUUUGGAACAACAAUCGAUUUCAAUUGACUAUCGCCGCUAUGCCGAGUUUACACUUUGGGACAGCUCUCUUCUUCGCCGUCUGCAUAUGCAAAUUCUCUCCGCAUCGAUUUAUGCGUGUACUUGCUCCCCUGUGGCCUACUGCCAUGCUCAUCACAAUUGUUGCGACAGCGAACCACUUUCUCAUGGAUGCUUUUAUCGGCGCUUUAGUUCCGUUGCUUGGAUGGAGGAUGAAUGAAAUUAUACUCAUUCUCAAGCCUAUCCAGGAUUUUGUGUUUGCUCCUUUGGUUAACAGGCUGGACCUGGUGGAUUCCAACAUACGAGCUGUACCAAAGAGUUGCUGA